AAUUCCUUUGUUUGAAAAGGAAAAGCAAAAAGAUUCGUUUUUUUUAAUGGAAAUGGUAUAUUUUAGGUGGUUUGAGUGCAAAUCAUGUAGAAUAUGCGUGUUCGUAUUCUGAAUUCUUUGUCUUGGUUUUCAAUUUCUUGGCCUCUGGUCAAUAUUUUGUAAUUCGAAGCUGCUAAGUUUAAUUCGAGGUCUUGACAUUUAUCCGUGCAGUUCUUACGAUGGUGUUGGCCAAAUACUGAUGUCUUUUCUUUUUUUUUUCAUCUGAUGCGAUUGGAAUAUGAGUAAUUGGAGCAAAUAUGGUGGACAAUUGUGGCACUGAAUUAUUUCGAGCUGCCGAAAAGAAGUCAUUCUGAUGAUGCUGCUUCCAUUGCUGUAAGAAUGUGGAGUUGCGGUUCACGUGCCAUAGCUGGAAGUUUAGGACCAAGAAGCAACCUUAUGAAGUCGAGCCAGGCUACUCAUCCUGAUUGCUCCGACGAUGAUACCUCUCCAUGUGCCAGCGAGGAAGUAGGGCUUGAAUGCCCAAUUUGCUGGGAAUUUUUCAACAUUGUGGAGAAUGUGCCAUACGUGCUAUGGUGUGGCCACACCCUCUGCAAGAACUGUAUUCUAGGACUUCAGUGGGCUGUCAUAAAGUUCCCAACUUUGCCAAUCCAGCUGCCACUCUUCAUCUCCUGCCCUUGGUGCCACCACUUGUCGUUUCGGCUGGUUUACAGAGGCCAACUAAAGUUUCCUCGCAAAAAUUUUUUCUUACUCUGGAUGGUUGAGAGCAUGAACAGCGAGAAUGCAAGAUGGUGUUCUGCAUAUAUUCAGGAUUGCCACUCUGUUUCUAACUCCAACAGCCGCUUGUCUGCAGAAAGCAGCAAUGGCAGCCACCAACGCAACAUUCGAAGAACUCCUCAGGACAUGCAUUCAUAUCAUUCACAUCGGACUUAUCACUUGAAUGUUGGGAAUCACCAGUCAUCUCUGCGAAAAUCAUUGGCAUUCCUUGCUCACCUGACUGCAAAGCUUCCACUGGUUGUCAUAUUCCUUCUCAUCGUACUCUAUGCGAUACCGGCCAGUGUUGCCAUCUUGGUACUGUAUAUCCUUGUCACAGUCCUGUUUGGUUUGCCUUCCUUCUUGAUAUUGUACUUUGCUUAUCCUGGUUUGGACUGGCUUGUAAGAGAAAUCACUACAUGAGAUUUGUAUGGUACCAUCCCUGGAUGGACAAGCUUGCAGCCACCUGGUUGUGCCUGUUAAAUAGUAUCGAUGAGAUGUAAUCCUGCUGCAGUCUCCAUUGGCUAUAAUUUUGCUCA
This is a messenger RNA of Musa acuminata AAA Group (dessert banana), 1289 nucleotides long. RefSeq lists its product as uncharacterized. NCBI's taxonomy places the organism in Eukaryota, Viridiplantae, Streptophyta, Magnoliopsida, Zingiberales, Musaceae. The record is from RefSeq and is a predicted model, not a curated record. The transcript is spliced from 2 exons. The coding region runs from base 379 to 1173 and encodes 264 amino acids.